AUGGGUGGAAGUCCGCCGUGCGCGUCGUGCAAGUUGCUUAGGCGACGGUGCGCCAAGGAUUGCAUAUUCGCGCCGUAUUUCCCUUCGAACGAUCCUCACAAGUUCGCCAUUGUUCACAAGGUUUUCGGCGCUAGCAAUGUUAGCAAAAUGUUGCAAGAGCUGCCGGCGCCGCAAAGACCGGACGCGGUGAGCAGCCUGGUGUACGAGGCGAAUGCGAGGGCGAGGGAUCCCGUUUAUGGGUGCGUGGGCGCGAUAUCGUUCCUGCAGAGCCAAGUGUCGCAGCUGGAGAUGCAGCUAGCCGUGGCGAAGGCCCAGAUAUUCUAUGUUCAAAUGCAACACCAGGCGGCGGCGGCGGCAGCGGCAGCGGCGGCGACGAUGAUACUCGAUGAGGAAGACGGCGGUGAUGAUAGAAUAUUAAGGUCUUCUAGUGAAUUAUUAUAUCAUGAGAUGCUCAAUUUUGGACACCAUAAUAAUAAUAAUAAUAAUAAUAAUUCGAUUAGUGAUUUGAUUUAUUACGAGGAUUUGAAGGAGUCGUCGUCUUUGGACAUGCUUUCUUGA
This is a messenger RNA of Andrographis paniculata, 558 nucleotides long. Its product is annotated as LOB domain-containing protein 12-like. The coding region runs from base 1 to 558 and encodes 185 amino acids. The record is from RefSeq and is a predicted model, not a curated record. The transcript is spliced from 3 exons. Lineage: Eukaryota; Viridiplantae; Streptophyta; Magnoliopsida; Lamiales; Acanthaceae.